Molecule: messenger RNA, 350 nt
Organism: Paramecium sonneborni
Lineage: Eukaryota; Ciliophora; Oligohymenophorea; Peniculida; Parameciidae
Source: the annotation of a GenBank genome assembly
AGUGAUGCAACCUGAAAUAUUGAAUUAAUUGCAAUGUUUAGAUGUGGAACUAUCUGUAUUUAGUUUAUAAACUAAUUAAUAAGUAGAGGUCAUUUCUGGUCAUUAAGCCCCUAUCACUUCAUUAUAAUUUAUAUAAGCAGAGGAAAAAGUAUUAUUAGUUUCAGGUUCUUGGGAUAAAACCAUUAGAAUUCAUGAUCUUUAUGCAAGAGGAAUGAAGGAAGGAAGUGGAGGAGAUUCAAUGUUACAUAAUAGUGAAGUCACUGCUCUUGCAGCUAGAGAUAAUUAAAUUGCUGUAGCUACUAUGGGAGGUGAAUUAGUACAAGAGAAGAAGGUAAGAUAAUGAAUAAUUG